Molecule: messenger RNA, 7564 nt
Organism: Austrofundulus limnaeus
Lineage: Eukaryota; Metazoa; Chordata; Actinopteri; Cyprinodontiformes; Rivulidae
Gene: atg2b
Product: autophagy related 2B
Exons: 43
Coding region: 473-6697 (2074 amino acids)
Biological process (GO): piecemeal microautophagy of the nucleus; autophagy of peroxisome; autophagy of mitochondrion
Cellular component (GO): phagophore assembly site; phagophore
Molecular function (GO): protein-membrane adaptor activity; phosphatidylinositol-3-phosphate binding
Source: RefSeq, a predicted model, not a curated record
AAACAAAAUAAGACGAGUUAAAAAGAUAAUAAAGGUAUAUUGAAAACAUCGAAUGAAACAUAUAUUCCUGCAAAGUAUCAAUGAAAACAAAUUCGAUUUUUCUAUUUAUGCGCACUGGAAAUGUACUUGUUUGAAUUUUUACGUCUCUCUUCCGAGCUAUCCUAAAUGCAAGUACGAAAUGGUGCGGAGUCAUGAAAGUGUUUGUAAACAACUCAGUCAGAAGGCACAGCAAACUGGAGUCCAACCAAUUCCUACACAUAUCUCUGAGUGUCAACACAUCCUCCACAGUGCCCCAGACACUGGGAUAUGAAGGAUGUAUGAGCUCACCUUUUUUCAGGAUCUUCAAGUCAACAGGAUGACACAACUGCAACACAACUGAUUCAUUCACAGUUGUCUGAUCAGCUACAGCCUUGUAGCCACAGACCGUCAUUUUCAUUUCAUUACCUGCGCACUGUUCACCUGCUACGUCAAGAUGCCUUGGCCAUUCUCUGAAUCUAUCAAGAAGCGGGCUUGCAGAUACCUCCUGCAUCGAUACUUGGGAAACUUUCUGGAGGAGAAAUUGAGCUUGGAUCAGCUUAGCCUGGAUCUUUAUCAAGGCACAGGGUCCCUCGCACAAGUUCCACUGGAUAAAUGGUCGCUCAAUGAGCUCCUAGAGACAGCAGAUGCCCCUUUUGAGGUCAUCACCGGGUUCAUCCAGACGAUUUCCCURACCGUCCCCUGGGCAGCGCUGCUACAGGAAAACUGUGCCCUGGAGGUCAAGGGUUUGGAGAUGAGGCUCAGACCAAGACCAAGAGCGGCAUCUGGCAAUGAGCCCAUGUACUGGUCCAGUUUCAUGACGAGCAGCAUGCAGCUCGCCAAAGAAUGCCUCAGUCAGAAGCUCACUGAUGACAUGGGCGAAAGCUUUCAGCCUUUUGAAGGAUUGGAGAAGUUUGCAGAGACGAUAGAGACAGUUCUGAGGAGAGUCAAAGUGACAUUUUUGGACACUGUUCUCAAAGUUGAACACAUUCCAGAAAAUUCCAAAACUGGAUUUGCUCUUGAGAUUCGAAUCAGCAAGAUCGUGUACUGUGAUGAAACGGGGGACGAGAGCCCAAACGUUAACGUGCAUCAGCCAACCUCAUUCGCACAUAAAAAGAUGCAGAUGGAAGGAAUCACCGUUUUCUGGGAUGAGUUCUCAGACGCAUCUCGGGGUUGCAGAUCUUCGCCCACUCCUUCGGAAACUGAGCCAAAACUUUCACCCAGCUGGAAUCCCAAAAUAAUAUGUGAGCCUCACCCGCAGUUUACGGAGCCUCUGUCCUCCACGACGCCAUUUGAGCCCGUGCAGGUUGGGAGCCUCAGUGGUAAAAUCGAGUUGUCUCUCACUCUGAAAAACAACCUGGCUCUGCCUGGAGCAAAGCUGGACGUUGUUGGACACAUUGAUACGCUACUCGUUCUGCUGUCCCCGUGCCAAGUUCAUCUUCUUUUGGACAUGUUUGGAGCGUUCUUCGGUGGACGUGCGCAGGACUGGACUAAAGACAAAAAGAACCGUCCCAUGCAACAAGAGGACGAGUAUCGCCUCCAGUUGGAACUGAACCGGUGUCUGAAGAAGGACACCGCCGUUGCAGGAACAGACUCGGACCUCUUCGACAGCCAAACAACCAAAACCGUGUCGAGUCGAGACGACGUGUUCUUCUCCAUGGCUGACAUGGACAUGUCUCACAGCUUGUCGUCCCUCCCCCCUCUGGGUGAACCGCCCACCGUUGACUUGGACUUGUCACUGAACAGUAACUACUCUGCCUCCCCAGGAGAGUCCCCCUCUGGAAAUGCAACAGCUCUGUGGGAAGAUUACAUGGAAUCCUCGCGACAAAAAGAAAAGCCGACGAGCGAAACUCCUGUCCAGUCUCGAGAUCCACAGCUCCCUCAGAAACUAUUAAGACAAACCUCACAUCCAUCCAAAACCCACGGGGAUGAGUCGAGGCCAGAGCUGGUGUUGAGGUUGUCCCUGAGCAGCUUUGCUGUCUCCGUCCUCCACAUUGACCCGCUGCCCCCACCGAAUGCUGCUCCCAGCCCCCUCAGACCAAUUUCUGCACACUUCUUUAGCACGGAGGGCCCAGGCCAGUUGUCCUCCGAUGCUUUCCUUCAGUCCCGCGCCAUCUUUGAUCAGGCUUGUCCCCACGAUCAUCUUAGGUUUAUCGGUCAGGAGUUGGUGAUAAAUUAUGACCACUGUCAGGGGUCCAACCUACGGACUUUUAAGACUGACAUCUCACUAAACCACAUGGAGUUUAUUGAGUGUCUGUUCUCCUCUGAAGCUCCCGAUGGUGGCUCACAAAGAGGAAUCCAGUACACUGAGCUCUUGACUUUUGACACCACAUCUAGUGCUAAUGCACMGCCUCCCACCUGUCUUCACCUGCUUUACAAACUGGCUGAACGCAGAGGUCCCCAGGGUGGCCAGGUGCGUCUCAGCACAAUUCCAAGGAAAGCAGAAGUCCAGGUUGAGCUGGGCCCCGUGCGCUCAGAGCUCGACAUCAGCAUCGUGGACCGUCUGAACUCACUGCUGCAGCCGCAGAAAUUAGCCACCACGGAGAUGAUGGCCUCUCACAUGUAUACGUCCUACAACAAACACGUCAGCUUGCACAAAGCCUUCGCUGAGGUUUUUCUCGACGACACCCACACGCCCUCCAACUAUCACGUGUYGCUGACCGUCAAUGCCCCCGUGCUGGGCGUGGCGGUCCGCUUCCCCAUCCCCGACCUGCGCUCAGAUCAAGAGAGAGGCCCCUGGUUCAAGAAGUCCCUGCAGAAAGAAGUGCUGCAUCUGGAGCUGGAAAAYGUGGAAAUAAAAACUGAGUUCAUGGGCGGCAGUUCGCCCAACCAAACCAAGAUGGAGCUCACGUUCAAGGAGCUCUCUGGGAAGUUCCAGGAGGAGCCGAAUCAACCUGCCGCCCGCUUCCUUAGAGUGUCUCACAACAUGGAAGGAGACAUGAUGACGUCUGAAAGCGUGAAAUUUGAUUGGCCGAGGGUGGUGCUGAAGAUGAACCCCACCGCGGUUCACUCCAUCCUCGAACSCGUGGCAGUUGAAGACGACGAGGGAGCCGAGGACCAUUCCCUUGAGGAAGAAGAGGAGGAAGGGGCCGCUCACUCCCUGAAGGAUGUGUGUGACUUUGGGAAACCAGAACCGUCCCCCUUUUCUUCACGUAGGGUUAUGUAUGAGAAUGAAGAGAUGGUCAUUCCUGGUGAUGCUGCUGAAAUGACAGAGUUCCAGGAGAAAACGAUGAACAACUCUCGAUUCGUUCUUGAGCUGUGUUUGCCUAAUGUCCAGCUGGCACUGCCCAGCAAACCUUUCUAUGAAAAACUACACAACAGGAUAAACAACGACCUUAUGUUGUGGGAGCCCACAGCUCCAUCCCCAGUUGAGAUUGUAGARAGCAUGCCUUAUGGAGUUGGACUCUCUGUUGCCAGUCAGCUGAUCAACACUUACACAAAGGACAGCUUUAUCCAGUUUCGCUCUACUGGCCCCGAUGAGGAGACCAGUGGCUCCGAUGAGGAGAAUAUGAACUACUACUCUCCUGCCUCUGACCUGGGCUUCAGAUCUCAAAAGAAGAAAAAACAAAAAGCUCACAGCAAGACAUCCCAGAGUCUUUUCUCUGUUAUUCUCAGUGUAAAACACGGCCUGGUGGCUCUGCAGACAAACUCUAAGCAGGAGGACAAAACCAUACUGAAAAACAAACACGGCGAGUUCUGGCUGGAGGUGAAAAAUGGCGUUUUGUUCAGCGUCACUCAGUACGAAGGCUAUAAAGACCAACACUACGUCUGCUUCCAYACCAGCAGUGUUUGCCUGCAUCAUCAAGGACUCGUAGACGGGGGCAGCUCCAUCUCAGACAUCAAGCUGCCGUGCAGGACACCUCCCCACUGGCUGGAGCCAAGCAUCUACCAAUCAGAGGCGUCUUCAGAAAAAUCCUCAACGCCCUCUGAGGGCAUCGGCCUGGAGGCUCGCAGCAUGGUGUCCGUCGCUGUCAAAAUCUCAUCUCAGAGUGCGGAGCGCAACAUCAAGGAGUUUUUAGUUGCUGUUGGAGUUAGAGGAGCCACGCUGCAGCACAGAGUGGUCCCUCCUAACCUGGGCUGGUAUGAUCAGAUUGUUGACUUCCUGAAUGUUUCUGAUGAACCUGUCUUGGGUUACGCCCCUCCCAUGUCCGUCACCACCCUGCAUUUACACCUGUGGAGUUGCUCUUUAGACUACAGACCUCUUUACCUGCCGCUCAGGUCGCUGGUGGUUGUGGAAACGUUCAGCAUCUCCAGCAGCGUCUCCUUAGACAACUCAUCAUCAACACUAAGGAUCAUUUUGGAUGAAGCUGCUCUCUUCCUCUCAGACAACAAUAAAGCUGUUUCUGUUAAUCUAGCACGCGACUAUGUUCAAGUUGUGGACAUGGGAACCCUGGAGCUGAGGAUUACAGCUGUCAAGCCUGGAGCAGAUGGAAAAUUGUCGGAGCCCAGGUUUGAGCUGCGCUGCUCCAGUGAUGUGAUUCACAUCAGAACCUGUUCGGACUCCUGCGCUGCCCUGAUGAACCUUAUCCAGUACGUGGCCAGCUAUGGAGACUUGAUGCCUCCGGAGGAGCCAGAGGCAAAACGCAGCAGUGUCGCACAAAAACGCAAGACCGAGGUACCUGGCAGGCCCACAUCUCAGACUCCACUGCUGGCUGAGACUGAGCAGCAGAUGCUGCAGGAUUUGAUGAGUGAAGCUAUGGAAGAGACGGAUAGCCAGCAGGCGCCAGGAACUCAACAGAACGGUUCUCAGGAGGAGCCAAUUUAUGACCAUGAUCCGCCUCGCUCAGACCUCUUCCUGUUCCCUGAUGAGAGCGGGAAUCUUAACCAGGACUUGAGUCCCACCUAUCCUAUGCUCCCUUCUCCCCUCAUCACACCUGCUCCCAGUCUGGCCCAGGAGACGGAUGACUUUUGCAUUCUGGAAACUCCUGACACCAAAGGAGAGGAUCGAGAUCAGGAGCCCGUGGUGAAGCAGCUGACCUCGAAUCCUGUGGAAGUCAAAGAUGACCACUUCAGUCAGCCUCUGGAAGGGAGCGAUUCGAGCCGCGGAGCCGUGAAUUUUCCCGUUCCGGAGGUUCGCUACCUCAUCCGAGAGAUUUCUGUCAUUUGGCAUCUUUACGGAGGGAAAGACUUUGGGAGGUCCAGCACAGUUUCUCCUGCUAGAAGUCAAGGAUCUACUCCUCACAGCUCCCCAUCUCAAACUCCAGUCAGACAAGUGAAGACUUCAGGGCGGGCAGGAGGAGGAAGAGGAAGAAACCUUGAUAUUCUGAUAGAAAUCCAGCUCAGCAAGGUGAGGUUUCAGCACGAAGUGUACCCGCAACCCCCUGCGGCGUUACGUCCAACAGCAGACCAGCCCGUGUCCCGGCAGCUGUUUGUUGUGCAGGACUUGGAGAUCCGAGACAGACUAGCUACCUCACAGAUGAACAAGUUCCUCUACUUGUACUCCAGCAAGGAAAUGCCUCGAAAGGCUCACUCCAACAUGUUGACAGUUAAGGCUUUGCACACGAGUCCCGAGUCAGGUCAGGCUCCUCCAGAGUGCUGCUUACGUGUCUCCCUAAUGCCUCUUCGUCUCAAUAUUGAUCAGGAUGCAUUAUUUUUCAUGAAGGACUUCUUCAGCAGCCUUGCUACUGAAGUCGAGUUUUUCUCACCGCCUGCCCAAGAAGCUGUUUGCGUGACCACAAAGAAAGCAGCUGCCCCAGAGAUCUCCUGCAGCUUCUCUAAGCACGCCGCCGGCAGCCUGGACCCGGCCCCCAUCAUCUCAGUUCCUGCUCAAAGGCAGCUGAGCCACAAYGGCUUCUCCACGUUUGGCCGGGAAGAAGCGAACGACGGCGACGCCUCUGCUUCUCCCUUCACGGACCAGCCCAUCUUUUUUAGGGAGUUUCGGUUUACCUCUGAGGUUCCCAUUCGACUGGAUUACCACGGGAAACACGUGUCAAUGGACCAGGGCACAUUUGCAGGGAUCAUCUUAGGGCUGACACAGCUGAAUUGCUCAGAGCUGAAACUGAGGCAGCUUUGCUAUAGACAGGGAUUACUUGGUGUGGAUAAGCUGUUUUCUUAUGCAAUAAACGAGUGGCUAAAUGACAUAAAGACCAAUCAGCUACAAGGACUACUGAGUGGCGUGGCACCCAUUCAUACUCUGGUGAAACUGGUUCACGGCCUUAGGGACUUGGUUUGGCUCCCUAUUGAGCAGUACAGAAAGGAUGGCCGGAUAGUCCGGGGUUUUCAGCGAGGCACUGCCUCCUUUGGAACCUCCACAGCCAUGGCUGCCCUGGAGCUCACAAACAGGAUGGUUCGAACCAUUCAGACUGCAGCUGAGACGGCCUAUGACAUGGUAUCCCCAGUUCCUGAUGAGAGAGACACAAAGAGGGUGAAACGUUACUCCCAUUACGGCCUGGCUCAUCAACCUGUUGACCUGAGAGAAGGUGUCGCCAAAGCUUAUACUGUAGUGAAAGAGGGCAUUACAGACACAGCCCUGACCAUCUAUGACACGGCCACACGGGAGCACGAGCAGCGUGGGAUGACGGGAGCUGUCGGCGGCGUUCUCCGCCAGCUGCCACCAGCAGUGGUCAAACCGCUCAUCAUGGCCACCGAAGCCACCUCCAACGUCUUGGGCGGGAUGAGGAACCAGAUUCACCCGGAUGCACGUCAGGAGGAGUCGCAGAAAUGGAGGCACGGGGAGGAGUAAUUUUUCAUUCGCCGUGCAGUGACUGAAACCUUGACUGUGCUGCAGCCACAGCCAAGAACCUUGUUUGUUUAGUUUUUUUUUAAUUUCAUUUUGCUUUUGGAAAAAGUAGACAACCAGUUCUGAUUGUAAAUAAAAUAGUGCUCAUCUCAUGAUUGAUCUGAUGUAAAGUAGCUUACCUGUUCCCUCACAGUGCCUUCAUGGUCAUCAGCAUCAUUUGCUUAAACAAAGGGAAAUGAAUAUAAAUACAUUUUUAAGCACUACUUCAUAUCCACAUGUCCUGAUGUGGCUUAUGUUCUGUCAAAUGUAAAAGCACAACKGUGACAGAUGAUCUUUCACUUUAGCUCUUUUUUGAAUAGCUCUGUUCAAAUAUAGUGUUAGAAUUUCUUUUUAGUGUCUACAAACACUAGUGUUAAUGUGUAAUUAACCUUAAUUUAUUACAUGUACUUUAUGUUAGCUGUUUACUGUAAAUAUUCUAAAUUUGUACCAUUUCAUGCAAAUAUUAGAUAACAGUAACAGAACCUGAACAUGUCAAAGAUGUGUGAAGUUAUUUAAUCAGUAUGUUGAAGGGACUGGACGGGUCACUUGUCCCAAAUAAAUUCCUAAAGGGAUGUUUAUAACGCGUGUGCUGCGUUAAGUUUCUGUUGUGAAAGUCCCUGCAGCUAACAUUUUCAAAUUCUCAAAACAGUGCAUCUACUUGAUAAGUAAAGUCUUAAAAUCCUGCUCGUUUGAAUACUGAUGUAUUUGUGCUGAAGACAUUUGAUAUGCAUACAGUAUUUAUGUAAAAGGAGUAAUAUAAGAUGCACAUGUAUAGUUGAUAAAAGAAACUGUAUCAAAAACAUAAAAGGGAAAGUAAAGUGGUUAAACUCA